GCACCUGUUGUCCGACCGUUAAUUGAUCACACCAAACGGUUUUUGCGUAUCGUGAGAAAGUGGCGUGCUUUCUGAUGUUUCCCUCAUUCGGUCUUUUUGCUGAUAUAAAUUGUCCAUUCUCAAAACGUGGGCUUUGUGAGCGGCCUCACUGUUUGUACAAACAUGCCACAGAAUUGCGGAAAACGUUUGGUGCCUCGUAUAAAUCAUCGAUAGUUGACUUUGCAGGAGUGCAAAAUGACUAUCCAGUGAAUGACGAUACCAAAGAUGACUGUCUCCAGGAGCUGGAGAGGAUCAACAAGGAGAUCGAAACUGUAAGGCACGAGGUGGAGCAGGAGCAAAAGCGACUGUCGCACUACCAGACAGUACAGGCAGACAGCAUAAACACUGUGCCUACAUGCUCUGUUUCCAAGUCUGAGACUGCAGGUAAACGUGUAGACAAAGGUUCCUAUGGGCUGACUUCAUCCACAGACUUUACAAAAACGUACUCCCGAGCAAGAAAGUACGUGGUUGACAACUCAAAACCAAGGACUGAUUUGGAGUAUGACCCUCUGUCCAACUUUUCUGCUGGCUUAAAGUCUUACAGCUCAUCAGGUAAAGAGCAAAAAGUGAAAAAUAGACAAGGUUUGAAAAGGGCAAACAACUCUGUACCUUGUGACCAAAAGAAGCCAGUCCCAUGUCUGUCUCAGCUUUUCCCAUCUCCAGAGCCACUUGAUGACUCUAAUGAAGACAGCGUCCUGAUCAUUGACAUUCCGCCCUCGCCUGACAAAAAGAGAACGAGAGCUCAGAAAUCUGUUGAUUUUGUUGCUGGCAAAUCCCUCCAGGAAGAAGUGGAGGAAUUAGAGGUCAAGACUGCUCCUAUUUUAAUUCUAAACGCUGAGGCGUGCAAAGUAACAUCUCCACCUGCAUCAACGAUAGAAGAAAAUGGAGUUUAUAGUAAUUGCGUAGCUGAAAACAAUGAGGAUCCCAUUAAUCUUUAUGAGAACAAAGAAUGUGAAAAUAUACAAGUUGAUGGGAGUUUAGUUGAGUUAACUGACGGAUUACAAGCCCUGCAAAGUGCAAGUCAGACAAUUGCUCACUAUCAGGCUUCUGAAUUUGUAGUGGAGAAAAGUUAUCAACCUGCUAGUUCUUUCUUCUUAGACCAGCAAGACCUGGUUGAAAAGGAAGAAAACCUGUUCCAGGUUGAAUUCCAACCUCAGUGUGAACACCCCUGUAGUGUUAAGAAAAUGAUUCCGCUGCAGUCGCAUCAUUUUCAACCAAAGAAUUCCCUUUUUUAUAAAGCUUCAGUGGCUAACUCGGACUCACCAUGCAUCCAACACACCAAGCAACCCCAGAUAGCAACAGAGCAGCCAGCUCAGACCAGGGUUAGUAAUCAAUUGUUUUCCUCAAAAUAUGAACCAUCAGUGCUGCCACACAGCCAGAAACCCUCAUGCAAAAUGCCAGGACAGAUGCAGGGUAAAGCUGCUGCACAUGAAAGCUACCUGGAGCCAGCAGAACCAGCUUUAGACAGUGGCGACUGUCAGGAUCUGCACGAUUCGUCGGCUUCAAAUUUGGCAAACGGAGCUGAAUCAUCAUCCGCAUACACUGAACAGUUUUUUGUGACGGAAGAGAAGGAGAAGGUUAUAAUCAUUCAUUCCAGCUCUGAUGAUGAAGACGAGCUCAACUAUUCAGAAAUGGAGCUGUCUGACAGUGACCCAAUGGAGGAAUGCUACAGGAUCUUCAUGGAGGCAAACAACGAGGAUAAGGGUGAUGAUCAGCCUGACGUGUCUGUUGGAGCUAUGGAUGAGGAGAAGCCGAAGUUAAACGUCAAACAAGCAUUGCCAGGAAAGAAGAGGGUGGCUCAUGAAGUCAAACAUAUAGAGCAGCCAGUGGCUAAGAGCAGACCUCAGCCACAAGUGCUGGUUCCCCUACGUGGGCCUGCGGUGUCAGGAUUUGCCUCCCAGCCCUCCAUCACCUCAAAGAUCCAGCAGGUACAGCAGAGAGCCUCCAUGCUGACUGCUUCAGUUAAAGGUGUUCAGGCUUUUGGUUCCUCCAGCUGUCAAAGGAUGCCAGAGACCCAUAGUGCAUCUUUUCCUUCAACUCAAACACCUGAGAACCUGCAGCCUGCUCCUGUGCAAAAUGCUUACAUGAACUACAUAUCUUUGGGAACCGCUGUGAUCGGAGUGGGCAACAACUUGCACUUGAUCCUCCCAGAAGGCACCUUCCCUCUGCCCAUCACUUCCAGCCAAGUUACUUCAGUGCUAACCCCGAUCAGUCAAGUGCACACGGGCACUGUCGCUGUCAGACAAAUUUACCAUCCACCUUCACUUACCCCCUUGCAAAGAUACCGCACAACUGCACCUGUGCUCAUUCCUGCACCGGCACGUAAACCUUCAUUGACCUCUGCCUUUGCAGCGGUACAUUCUAGUACAACCGCUUCCGCUGCUCCUCAAGCUGCUGUCCAUCCUACUCUUAAGCUAAUGCCUACUAAACGUAAGAUGAAGCAGCAGUUUGAGGCCGCCAAAGAGAAAGUGCCCCGUGACAUCAGACAGCGUUAUGUCAACCUGUUUACAGAGGAGUUCCUCAAGACGACACCCAAUGUUAAUGAAGCCUUUGAAAAGGCACUUGCUGAAGAGAAAGCUGUGUAUAAUCGCAGUGUGAACAAACUCAAAUAUCUGAGUGUUGCAGUGAAUGCACUGAAGAAGCUGAAGAACCAAAGUACUGUUGCUGCUAAAGAUGAAAAUGAAGUAAACUGCCAAAGAUCCAAAGGCAACAUUCCCCUUAAUCUGAAGAAGUGUAAAGCAGAUGAUAUGGCAUUGUAUGAGAGUUUGAUGGACUACAUUUUGACUGAGGAAAAGCUAGUUGAGGGCAACUAUCCUGUCCAGCACCCAGAGAAACCUGGCUGUGCUGCUCUUUUCGAUGACGAUAGGAAGUGCCAUGCAGACCCCCUCAAGAGGAUCUGCUGUCGUUGUGGGGCUACGUACUCUGUGAGCCAAACGGGCAAACACAUCCGUAAGGAGGAGUGUAAUUACCACUAUGGGAAAGGAGUUACGAAGAAAGUGCCAGGUGGAGUGGAGACCCGCUACAGCUGUUGUGAGGGAGUCAUGGGAGCACCUGGAUGUCAGGUGUUUAAGUUGCAUGUCCAUGAUGCUCUCAGCCUGGAUGGGUUUGUGUCGACCGUCACGAGACAUCCCUCGGAUACGAGCUGUCCUGGGGUCUACUCCUUGGAUUGUGAAAUGUGUUAUACCGUUCAUGGUCUGGAGCUGUCCAGAGUGACCGUGGUCAACUGUAGUCUGCAAGUUGUCUAUGACACCUUCGUCAGACCUGAUAAUGAGGCCAUUGACUAUAACACCAGGUUUUCAGGCAUCAGUGAGGAAGAUGUGAAGGGUAACCGCACCUUCCUCAGAGAGGUGCAGGAGACCUUAUUGAGCUUCAUCAGCGCAGACACCAUUCUGAUUGGACAUGGCCUUGAAACAGACCUCUGUGCCCUGAAGGAUUUUUAAAACACAGCUGAACCCAAGCAGAGCGAAGCCAUUCACAUUCAACAUGGCCGCCACCUAAGCUCAGAACAAUUUCCCUGUAAAGAGCCUUUUUUGAUGUUGUUUCAAGAGUGUCCAUGUGCAUUAUUCAUGCCUACUAUUCAUUUAAUUUUAAUGCCAUGUUUUUUUUGGAUUUCUUUUUAGAAGCACAUUUAAACACUUAUAUUUAAAAAAAUGUCAUCUAGCAAUAGUGCAUUGUCUAAAUAAUUGAUUAGUUAGGAAGUGGGUUUUUUAAAGUAUGGCUUGAUAACCUGAAUGUACAGGGUGUUGACAAACUUGUAUAAAUACCUCAUGAGAAAGUACAAACUCUGAAUUAAUUUGACAAUCACAUUUACAAACACUGCAGAAACUCUGGUUCAUUGUAGAUUGCAAAAUGCCAACUUUUCUUAGCUGUUAAAGGUUUUUGGCAAGUUAGACUAGCAACACAAGAAAACUAAGCUAUAAAAAAGGGCAAUACUAUGUUUGUUAAAUGUAAAGUCUCAAUCA
This is a messenger RNA of Cottoperca gobio, 4001 nucleotides long. Its product is annotated as RNA exonuclease 1 homolog. Gene Ontology annotation, molecular function: nucleic acid binding; exonuclease activity. The transcript is spliced from 15 exons. Gene Ontology annotation, cellular component: nucleus. Bases 75 to 3479 code for a protein of 1134 amino acids. The record is from RefSeq and is a predicted model, not a curated record. NCBI's taxonomy places the organism in Eukaryota, Metazoa, Chordata, Actinopteri, Perciformes, Bovichtidae.